UGCCGCGAAUUUUAUCCAAAAUUCCAAAAAAGUAGCGCGAUGGCGAGUCUCUCCGUUGUCACCGGCUUCAGCUCAGUCCCUCUCCGUUCCCCGAUCAGUCGGGCAUCCUUCAGUCAUCUCCACGUUACUACUCCGGCGGUCGGUGUAUUCUCCGACCAACUAUCUCACAGGAAAACGAGAGGGCUACGUCUCUAUCCCCCGAUCGCAAGUACAUCCGUCAGGCAUCUCCACAUGCACACUCCGGCGGUUAUUGCUUUCUACGACGACCUAACUAAUCGGAAAAGGAGAGGAUUACAAGUGGUGACACGUGCGGGUGCUAACGCCAACAGUUACGUGUUUGCGGCAGUGUUACCGCUCUCUCUCCUGGCCGUUACCAUCUUCACUUCUAUCAAGAUUGCCGAUAAGCUCGACAAAGACUUCCUUGAAGAUCUCGUUGUAAAUCAGGCAGUAAGGGAAGCAGAGGAAGAUGAUGAGGGUGAUAAUAGUAUUUCAUUGGACGAAAUAGUACAAGAACCUGUGCUUCCACGUACUCGAAAUCGGCCCAAGAGGGAAGUCUAGGCAUCCAUUUUCUUAAUUUGCUUCUUUAUAAUUUGUAUCAAUUGUAUAAUUCUUUAUGUGAGCGGAGAUAAACUCAUGGAAAGAGCCAUUGAACAAUGUAAAUUUUGCCUUUUGGAAAGAAAAAAAAUACAAAGAAGGGUUUUCUUUAGCUGAUUUUGUUUGGUCUUGGGA
Hibiscus syriacus is the source of this 729-nucleotide messenger RNA. RefSeq lists its product as uncharacterized. The transcript is spliced from 2 exons. NCBI's taxonomy places the organism in Eukaryota, Viridiplantae, Streptophyta, Magnoliopsida, Malvales, Malvaceae. Bases 40 to 558 code for a protein of 172 amino acids. The record is from RefSeq and is a predicted model, not a curated record.